ACGUAAUAUGAUAUUUGAACUUCAUCUGUAAUAAGUAAACGUCAUUUCAGUGUAUCAAGAGGUGCGCCUACUUGCUUACUGUGAUAAAUCGUUGGAAAAACCUUGAACGAUGCGAGGAUCAUUAUUAAAUCGUGCCUGAAUAAUAGAAUUGUUGCUAAAUUGUGUUUUGGUAAAAACAGUGGGUUAGAUAUAUUGUGUGGUUCCAUAACAUAGUAACCAUGAGCCACCCUCGAAGUGAUAACAUAUGCGCGACCGCGCAUUUAAGAGUGAUGUUGCCUACGUCUGUGGAUUCUAAUUUGCCUCCUCAGUUUCUUGAUAUAAUAUCAUUUCCAGAUCACCUACAAGACAUACCACCGCCUCAGGCAGACUUCUCGGCGCCACCCCCUUAUGAUGCUGUUAGCAAUGCUAAUUCCAAACUACCCACAUAUGAGGAGGUGCAAAGAGAGAAGCAGAUGGAAGGGGAAGACCUACCACAGAUGCAGGGUCCCCCUCCCCACCAGCCAACGUUUGCUGCCUUCGUGACGGUGGAACCGACAGAAGGCUCAGCAGAACAACUGGACCCAGAGAACAGCUUGUUAGGAACUGAUAUCAUGUUCUUAACAUCAUUUUUUGUGGCGUUCCUAUUCAACUGGAUCGGGUUCCUGCUACUCAUGUGCUUCUGCCACACGGUAGCCAGUCGUUACGGUGCUCUGGCCGGGUUCGGGCUGUCGCUCGCCAAGUGGACCCUCAUCGUCAAACAUUCCACGGAGCUAGCGUCCCACGAGAACUCCUGGCUCUGGUGGCUCAUCAUGGCCUUCGGUAUCUUAAUCUGCGUGCGUGCUAUCAUCCAGUACCUGAACAUUAAGCGCGGCUGGCGUCUGCUCUCCGGCACGGCUCAAGAGCGACUCCUAUUCUUUUACUAAUCUAGCACCAGCUUUUUGUUUCACUCACACCUGCAAAUCGCAUCAUAAGCAUGGAUGUGCGACAAGGAUGGAUAUAUGUUUGUGCGUGUAGCCGGUAAUGUUAGUCAAACUAAAGGGCUCUACACACGACUUUCUAAAAUAAAGAAUUACAUAAAAAUGUCAUGGAGUUGGUAUAAUCUGUCAAAUUGGAUUGUGUGUCGAGUCUUUUACGACGUAUACUAAGCAGUGCUAUCAAACACUGUCUAUCAGGGCCUAAGUCUGUCAAUUCUAUACAGUAUCGAUUGCAUAUUAAUGAAUUUGUCGACAAUUACAGAAUGACUGUCAACCAUCCGUUGAUAUACGAAUGAAACUCUGAAGGCACAGAUUUGGGCCACUGGGGCCUACCAUCACCCCUUGAAGAAGACAGUUGCAUUAGUGGAAGCGAGAUGGCACUAUACGGCUUAUAGCGGCGUCUCUCUUCCACAACUUAGUAGGCCUUUAUCAUUGUUGAUCGUUACGAUAACGAUUCAGAUAUUUAAGGUAUCGGUAGCGUAUUUGUCUACCUCUCACAAUAUCGAGUCUAGUUCUAAAGUGUUAUCACACAAAUAACAGUUAUUGCAUUCAACGACGUUCCGUACAUCGUACGCAUCUCAGAGUUGUGUUUGAAAGACAUGAAAGCCAAUAUUUUAUUAGGUGUAUUUUAAUUUAUUAUAAGUAGCUCAGCUUUAGCGUUAUAUUUGAGCAGAUAUUUUUAUAUGCGCAAGUUUGAUCAUGAAUUAUAUGAAAUAUCUCACCGAUGUGAAACUUUACGAUUGGGGAAAUCGUUGUUAUCGGGUACUUAUUUUGUAAAAUAGCACUAUUGGGUAAAUUAAGUGUUUUAAUUUGGACAAUUUUGGUUUUAAGUUUUAAUAUUAAAUGUAAUCUCGAAUUAUUCGAUUGUGUAUCAUUCCGUGGGUAUGUGAAGUGGCAUUAAUUAAGAGUAAAAUUAACAUAAUUUUAUGUUUGUAAUCUAGAAGAUGGGUGGUCGUUAAUCGAAUUUGAAUAUCUCAUAGAGACGUUGUCAGUAUAUAAACGGUCAAGUGCGAGUUAGACUCGCGAAACGGAGAGUUCCGUGCUAGAAGGAAAAAUAAAAACAAAUUUGAUAUCAAAAUUGGUCAGCCAUCAAAAUUUAUAACCGUAAUUUACUUCUUUACUUUUACUAUUUUUAAAUGCACCGUUUGAUCAAUAUUAAACAAAUCUGUAUCAAAAAUUAAAGAUGUUAGAGCGAGAUCAAAUUAUACAUAGAUAUUGUCUAAGACAAAGAUGGCGAGCUAAUAAUGUGUCAAAUCAAUGAUUAACAUUUCACAAAAAUAGUUCAACUUAUGAUCUAAGUUCGGUCCACAAAUCAGUUGUUAUAAUAUACCUUAUUUGUAUGGUGUAGAGCUCAAAUUCGAUUAACGACCAAAUGCCUGUAGGUUAAAAUUUUAUCGUGACUUAUAAGGCCGAGAUAUUGAAAUAACUAGUCUGUUCUUUAUUUCAAUUUAAUUAAUAUUGUAAGUACUGUUUACUGAUGCCAAUUAUAAAAAAAAAACACGUUAUAUUAUACAUCAAUUGUGUGAAGGAGAAGGAACUAUUCGUUGAUAUCUCUAUGUGUUACCUAAAUAAUAUUAAUCCAUCAUGAUGAAAGUAAUUCUAUUUAAUUUUAAUAUGUAUAAUUUGAUAGCGUGAGCCGAGGGUGGAGGCUGUAUGGAUUCUCCUAUAUUCUAAAUUAAUUCAAUAAUAUAAGAAAUUAUCAUAAUCUAGCCAGAACUAUGACGCAUUCAAUAUAAUGUUCGUAUAAGGACAGAUAGGGAUAGACUUAUAUAGACAGAUAGCGCCAUCUCUGUCAUCAAAACGAACUCAAAAUUAAAGCAUCGAACUUCGAUAUUUUACCCUUUUUAACAAGCUAACAUAUAUGGUAAAGGAAUUUUAAAUAUCAACUUUAUAUCAUUUAACACAGCACCUAGCUUUAUACCGUCAAAUUAACAAUUUUCAUUAUAUUUGGAUCGGUAAAUUGUACAUUUUUUGUAAUAUCCUAGGUAAAAUCAUCACAAGCAUUAGGCCUGUAAACUUCUUUAAAUAACAUCUUAAUAUAAGGACACAUUUGGUUCACACAAUAAAUGUUAAAUGUUCGCAAGUCUUAAUAACUUCGCACCAAAUCAUUGUCAGUGGGAGUAUUGUGAUUAGAAAACUUUAUUUUAAUAUAAUGUUUUAGUGCAAUAAUGUCUAGUUCAGUUUCUAGUGGUAAUAAAUACGUUAUAAUUA
Molecule: messenger RNA, 3164 nt
Organism: Trichoplusia ni (cabbage looper)
Lineage: Eukaryota; Metazoa; Arthropoda; Insecta; Lepidoptera; Noctuidae
Gene: Ndfip
Product: NEDD4 family-interacting protein 1-like
Exons: 6
Coding region: 219-902 (227 amino acids)
Biological process (GO): metal ion transport; ubiquitin-dependent protein catabolic process; vacuolar transport
Cellular component (GO): endoplasmic reticulum; Golgi apparatus; perinuclear region of cytoplasm
Molecular function (GO): WW domain binding
Source: RefSeq, a predicted model, not a curated record